Molecule: messenger RNA, 3169 nt
Organism: Salvelinus fontinalis (brook trout)
Lineage: Eukaryota; Metazoa; Chordata; Actinopteri; Salmoniformes; Salmonidae
Product: advillin-like
Exons: 20
Coding region: 324-2771 (815 amino acids)
Biological process (GO): actin filament severing; actin polymerization or depolymerization; barbed-end actin filament capping
Cellular component (GO): cytoplasm; actin cytoskeleton
Molecular function (GO): actin filament binding; phosphatidylinositol-4,5-bisphosphate binding
Source: RefSeq, a predicted model, not a curated record
GAUGGAGCGAUAGGAGAGGUCCUGGAACAUGCAAACUCAGGCAAAUCUCCCAGGGUCCAAGGGCCAGGAGGAGGAAGAGGAGAAGAAGGAUGCUUUGAUGCCCCAGUGACAAUCCUAAAUCCUCUGGUACUCUCCUGGGGAUGUACUGCUGUGUCCAACCUUGAGUCAACAGAAGAACCAUCCAGACACACACAGAGGCACUUACUCCUACAGUCAAGCAAAUAACUUUCUAGCUGGACACCCUUGUCUUCUACCUCUGCAACAGCAACUCCAGGUCCAAGGAACUUUCCCACAUAGAUUGAGAUUGCCUGUAUCUGAGAAACAUGGAGUACACAUUCAGAGCAGUAACCCACAAUCCUGGGAUUAUAAUCUGGCGAAUCGAGAAAAUGGAGCUGGUGCAGGUCCCUGAAAAAUCACAUGGCAACUUCUACGAGGGCGACUGCUACAUCCUACUCUCUACCCAGAAAGUGGGCAGCUCUCUGUCCUAUGACAUCCACUACUGGAUCGGCUCCCAGUCCAGUCAGGAUGAACAGGGUGCAGCCGCAGUCUACACCAUCCAGCUGGAUGAGUUCCUGGGAUCAGGGCCCAUCCAGCACCGCGAGGCCCAGAACCAUGAGUCGGAUGCCUUCCGGGGAUACUUCAAACAAGGGGUCAUCUAUAAGAAGGGUGGGGUGGCAUCAGGAAUGAAACACAUAGAGACCAACAGUUAUGACAUCCAGAGACUGCUGCAUGUGAAAGGGAAGAAAAGGGUCAGCGCCAUGGAGGUAGAGAUGAGCUGGAAAAGCUUCAAUCUUGGGGAUGUCUUUCUGUUGGACUCUGGUAAAACCAUCAUUCAGUGGAAUGGACCAGAGAGCAACAGACAGGAGAGGCUCAAGGGCAUGCUGCUGGCUAAAGACAUUCGGGACAGGGAGCGAGGGGGUCGGAUGGAGAUAGGGGUGAUAGAAGGGGAAGCAGAGGCAAAUUCCUCUAAACUGAUGGACAUCCUGACUAGCAUCCUGGGGCAACGGACCUCCAAGCUGCCCAGUGGAACGCCUGAUGAAAUAGCUGACCAACAACAGAAAGCGCAGCUUACUCUGUACCAUGUGUCUGAUGCUGAGGGCCAGAUGAAAGUCAUAGAAGUUGCCACUAGGCCACUGGUUCAGGACAUGUUAAAUCAUGAUGACUGUUAUUUCCUAGACCAGGGAGGGGUGAAGGUCUUUGUGUGGAAGGGGAAGCGAGCCAACAAGGCAGAGAGACAGGCUGCCAUGUCCAGAGCUUUGGAGUUCAUUAAGCUGAAGAACUACCCCACCACCACCAAUGUGGAGACAGUGAAUGACGGGGCAGAGUCUGCCCUCUUUAAGCAGCUGUUCCAGAGCUGGAGUGUGAAGGAGCAGACUGUAGGCCUGGGCAAAACACACAAUGUGGGGAGAGUGGCCAACAUCACUCAGGAGAAGUUUGAUGCCACACGGAUGCAUGUGAUGCCAGAUGUAGCAGCACAGGAGCGCAUGGUGGAUGAUGGCACUGGCCAAGUGCAGGUGUGGCGUAUCGAGAACCUGGUGCUGGUCCCAGUGGAAUCCCAGUGGCAUGGCUUCUUCUAUGGAGGAGACUGCUACUUGGUCCUCUACACUUAUGAGGUCCAUAACAAACUCAACUACCUCCUUUACAUGUGGCAGGGGCGUCAUGCCUCUCAGGAUGAGAUAGCGGCAUCUGCCUUCCAGGCCGUGGCCCUGGAUCAAAAGUAUGGUGACCAGCCUGUACAAGUAAGGAUCACCAUGGGCAAGGAACCCAGACACUUCAUGGCCAUGUUCAAGGGUAAAAUGGUUAUAUUUGAGGGUGGUACCUCCAGAAAAGGAACAUCUGACCCAGAGCCACCCAUCAGAUUGUUCCAGGUCCGCGGUUCUGAAGCCUCCAACACCAAAGCCAUCGAGGUGCCGGCCCUGGCAGCCUCGCUCAACUCAAACGAUGUCUUUCUGCUGAGGAGCCAGUCCGGGAUUCACCUGUGGUGUGGCAAGGGAUCAAGUGGGGAUGAGAGAGCCAUGGCGAAGGAGGUCAGUUCUGUAAUUGGACAGCACUCAACUGCUGAGGAGAUCGUGGCGGAGGGUCAGGAGCCUGUUGAAUUCUGGGAUUUACUUGGAGGGAAGGCCCCUUAUGCCAACGACAAGAGACUACAGCAGGCUGCUCUGGAUCAUCAGCAGCGUCUCUUUGAAUGCUCCAAUAAGACUGGUCGUUUCAUCGUUACCGAGGUGACCCAGUUCACACAGGAUGACCUCAGCGAGGAUGAUGUUAUGCUGCUAGACACGUGGGACCAGGUUUUCCUCUGGGUAGGGAAUGAGGCCAAUGAGUUGGAGAGGAAGGAGGCUGUGGUCACCAGUCAGGAGUACCUGCGAACCCACCCAGGGUCCCGGGACCCUGACACCCCCAUCAUCCUCAUCAAGCAAGGGUACGAACCCCCCACCUUCACCGGAUGGUUCACCGCCUGGGACCCCUCCAAAUGGAGCGGAGGGAAGACUUACGAAGAGCUGAAGAAAGAGUUGGGGGAGGUGACAUUCCUCGUAAGGAUCACAAAUGAGCAGAAUGGUGUUGAGACCAAGAAGAACUUCCAGUCUUACCCACCAAAGGACCUGAUCAACAAACUAGCCAAUGAGCUGCCUAAGGGUGUCGAACCCACCCAAAAGGAGAAACAUCUCUCAGACUCAGACUUCAGUGCCAUAUUUGGAAUGUCUAAAAACCUGUUUGCCAGCCUGCCUCUAUGGAAGCAGCUGAGCAUUAAAAAAGGCAAGGGCUUAUUUUAAGGGGACUGAAUCUCUCAUAAUUUUGCAUCAAUUUCCAGAUGUUGAAAUUUGCAAAGCAUACUAAUUGUACCUUGUUCCAACAUUACUUUUAAUUUGUCUUAUUAUUUUGUUCUAAUUUCAAAGUCUGUCAUAAAUUCAAUGGAUGUCAGAAGACAUUAACUUAGAUAUUUAAUGUUUUGUGCAUUUAAAAAAAUAUUUUGAUUGUACAUGUCUACCUCUCAAUCAAACACCCAUGUUAAAUACAAUCAAUCUAAUAAAAAUAUCAGUGUAUUGUCAAUUAUUAUAUUGCAUCUUCGGACCGCGCACAACUACCAAAUAUCCUGUAGUUUUGUUGAUUGUAAUAUGGUAGGACUCAAUAUACAAAUAAAAAAAGGGGAGAUGUCUCUCAUUGUUGUGUG